AUGAUGGCGGCAGAUGAGGGGCCAUCUGACCUCAAACCCUUCCCCGUCUCUGAGACUCUCGACUGCGCCAUCUCUUCCAGACCUCCCACCCCCAUGGAGUUCACGUUGAGCUCUUCUCGUAUCCCUGUCACUGCCGAAUUGAGAUCAUGAUGGGGAAAAUUAUCCUCAUGUUAUGUAGUGUCAUUUUGAUAUACGGCCGGGGGAAUUAUGGGCCUUUUAUGUCAGUCGGCUCUUACUGAAUCAAUUUCCUCAAACUGACAAUCACCGCUGAGCAGUAUCCAGGCAGAUGUUCUCAACAGAGCCUCACUCAGUGUGAACUAAGGCAGCAUCAGUAUUAUGUAGAGUGACAUAAGCGUGUUUGUAAGUGGUCAUUAUCCGUGCAAAGAAUCACACCAAUUACCUGAGCACGAAACCUUUUAGUCACGGUAGACUAAUGAGAGAGAGAGAAGAUGUUACUGUUGUUCUCCAGAAUAUGAGAAAAACAAUAGAUAAGUGGAGAAUAAGUGGGGGUUCACUGUUGCUUUGAUUGCAUUGAGGAUGCUGUGUAAGAAUUUACCAACAAGACUUGAGUUACUGUAGUCUGCAAGUGAAGAAGUACAUGCUCAGAGUGCAUACUCGUGCUUGCAGAGGCUAAGUUGGGCCCUUUUGGUGUUGUUCCAAGAAAAUGUUGUCUUUCCAUCAUUAUCAUGAACAGGGGCCUUUUUGGUUUUCACAGUAUGAUGUCUCUCAUUCUUGUGGGACACAGUUCAUUUGGGUUUCCCCUAAUCUCACCCCAGGGUGUUAGGUGUGGUAGCAGCCGUCGUGAGGAAGUAGCAAUUGCCAAAUAUACCUUAACACUGGUCUAAUAUUAUUUUGACCCAGUUAUGACUGUUGUGUAAAUAUAUCAGACUGCUAAAAGAUUAAUCUGAGAGUGUGUUUGUGUGUGUGUGUGUGUGUGUGUGUGUGUGUGUGUGUGUGUGUGUGUGUGUGUGCGUGUGUGUGUGUGCAUGUGUGAGUCUGUGCCUUUGUGUACGUGUUUGUGUCUGCAUGCGUGUUUGCCCCUGUCUUUGCUUCUUUCCGUACGUGUUCAAUUCACUCAGCACAGCACCAGUCCUUAGUUACCACCAUAGGCUGUCCUCUAUUACAGCACCAGUCCUUAGUUACCACCAUAGGCUGUCCUCUAUUACAGCACCAGUCCUUAGUUACCACCAUAGGCUGUCCUCUAUUACAGCACCAGUCCUUAGUUACCACCAUAGGCUGUCCUCUAUUACAGCACCAGUCCUUAGUUACCACCAUAGGCUGUCCUCUAUUACAGCACCAGUCCUUAGUUACCACCAUAGGCUGUCCUCUAUUAUAACACCAGUCCUUAGUUACCACCAUAGGUUGUCCUCUAUUAUAGCACCAGUCCUUAGUUACCACCAUAGGCUGUCCUCUGUUACAGCACCAGUCCUUAGUUACCACCAUAGGCUGUCCUCUAUUACAGCACCAGUCCUUAGUUACCACCAUAGGCUGUCCUCUAUUACAGCACCAGUCCUUAGUUACCACCAUAGGCUGUCCUCUAUUACAGCACCAGUCCUUAGUUACCACCAUAGGCUGUCCUCUAUUACAGCACCAGUCCUUAGUUACCACCAUAGGCUGUCCUCUAUUACAGCACCAGUCCUUAGUUACCACCAUAGGCUGUCUGUCCUCUGUUACAGAGCUGUCAUCAUAUGGAGCUAUUAAAAAUAAUAAUUAAAUAACUGCUGACUGAAGACUUUUGCAGGAUAUUGACAGGCUAGAUUGGAUUGGCUGGCUGGCUGGCUGGCUGGCUGGAUGUGGUGUGAGAGGAUAGACUAACGUUGCAUUCACACACAGUCCUGAGGACGAUGGAUGACCCUGACAGGAAUAGAUAAAAGAUCUGAGUGUAAUGGCCAGAGGAUGCCUGACACACACACACACACACACACACACACACACACACACACACAACACAUAUGUGUAUGAAUAUGUACACACACAAACACAGUCACACAGAGACACACAAUCUCACACACACCAAGUUCUUGAUUGCUGUUUUAUCCCUUAUUUCCCCACAGAUAAACCUACAGAGGAGGAUGCGGGUCACAGGCCUAAUUACCCAGGGUGCAAAGCGCAUCGGCAGCCCAGAGUACGUCAAGUCUUACAAAGUGGCCUCCAGUGAUGAUGGCAAGACCUGGAGGACAAACAAAGUCAAGGGCACAGACGAGGACAUGGUGAGACACAUACACACACACACAGCAACUGGAGAUCACACACCAAGUCAAGGGCAGAGUGGAGGACAUGAUGAGAUGGCUUUUUAAUUAGCCAGCUCACCCCGGGCUCAUCUUCCUAGCACUUACCCCCCUCCACUUUUUAUGACUUUUAGAUUGCAUUUUAUACUAUUUGGGGAUAAACGGCCACCAAAUAGGCUCCCCGGCACUCUGUCAUUUUUGACAGCGCACUAUGUCCCCGGUCCCGUCCUCCAACCAGCCAUCCCCCUUUUGACCCCAGCCUCCAAUGGAUUGAGACAUGGAUUGUGCACGUGUACCAUUCAGAGGGUGAUUGGGCAAGGCAAAAAAUGUAAGUGCCUUUGAACGGGGUAUGGUAGUAAGUGCCAGGCGCACCAGUUUGUGUCAAGAACUGCAACGCUGUUGGGUUUUUCAUGCUCAACAGUUUCCUGUGUGUAUCAAGAAUGGUCCACCACCCAAAGGACAUCCAGCCAACAUGACACAACUCUGGAAGGAUUGGAGUCAACAUGGGCCAGCAUUCCUGUGGAACAUCUUUGACACCUUGUGGAGUCCAUGCCCCGACGAAUUCAGGCAGUUCUGAGGGCAAAAGGGGGGGUGCGUCUCUAUAUUAGGAAGGUCUUCCUAAUGUUUGGUAUCCUCAAACAUAGACAGUACCAGUCAAAAAUUUGGACACACCUACUCGUGCAAGUUUUUAUUUUAUUUUAUUUUUUACUAUUUUCUACAUUGUAGAAGAAUAGUGAACACAUCAAAACGAUGAACUAGCACAUAUGGAAUCAUGGAGUAACCAAAAAAGUGUUAAACAAAUGAAAAUAUAUUUUAUAUUUGAGAUUCUUCAAAUACCCACUCUUCUCUCAACAAGCUUCACCUGGAAUGCUUUUCCAACAGUCUUGAAGGAGUUCCCACAUAUGCUGAGCACUUGUUGGCUGCUUUUCCUUCACUCUGCGGUCCGACUCAUCCCAAACCAUCUCAAUUUGGUUGAGGUCGGGGGAUUGUGGAGGCCAGGUCAUCUGAUGCAGCACUCCAUCACUUUCCUUCUUGGUCAAAUAGCCCUUACACAGCCUGGAGGUGUGUUGGGUCAUUGUCCUGUUGAAAAACAAAUUAUAGUCCCACUAAGCCCAAACCAGAUGGGAUGGCAUAUCGCUGCAGAAUGCUGUGGUAGCCAUGCUGGUUAAGUGUUGGCUACCACAGCAUGAAUUCUUCACAGACAGUGUCACCAUCAAAGCACCCCCACAGCUUAACACCUCCUCCUCCAUGUUUUACGGUGGGAAAUACACAUGCAGAGAUCAUCCGUUCACCAACACCGCAUCUCACAAAGACACGGCGGUUGGAACCAAAAAUCUCAAAUUUGGACUCCAGACCAAAGGACACAUUUCCACUGGUCUAAUGUCCAUUGCUCGUGCUUCUUAGCCCAAGCAAGUAUCUUCUUAUUAUUGGUGUCCUUUAGUAGUGGUUUCUUUGCAGCAAAUCGACCAUGAAGGCCUGAUUCACAAAGUCUCCUCUGAACAGUUGGUGUUGAGAUGUGUCUGUUACUUGAACUCUGUGAAGCAUUUAUUUGGGCUGCAAUUUCUGAGGCUGGUAACUCUAAUGAACUUAUCCUCUGGAGCAGAGGUAACUCUGGUACCUCUGCUUUCCUAUGGUGGUCCUCAUGAGAGACAGUUCCAUCAUAGCGGUUGAUGUUUUUUGCGACUGCACUUGAAGAAACAUUCAAAGUUCUUGAAAUGUUCCGUAUUGACUGACCUUCAUGUCUUAAAGUAAUGAUGGACUGUCGUUUCUCUUUGCUUAUUUGAGCUGUUCUUGCCAUAAUAUGGACUUGGUCUUUUACCAAAUAGGGCUAUCUUCUGUAUAACCCCCACCUUGUCACAAGACAACUGAUUGGCUCAAACGCAUUAAGAAGGAAAGAAAUUCCGCAAAUUAACUUUUAAGAAUGCACACUUGUUAAUUGAAAUGCAUUCCAGGUGACUACCUCAUGAAGCUGGUUGAGAGAAUGCCAAGAGUGUGCAAAGCUGUCAUCAAGGCAAAGGGUGGCUAUUUGAAGAUUCUCAAAUAUAAAAUAUAUUUUGAUUUGUUUAACAUUUUUUUGGUUACUACGUGAUUCCAUAUGUGUUAUUUCAAAGUUUUGAUGUCUUCACUAUUAUUCUACAAUGUAAAAAAUAGUAACAAUUAAGAAAAACCCUUGAAUGAGUGGGUGUGUCCAAACUUUUGACUGGUAGUGUAAUAGUUGUUACUCUAACAACUGUAAGAUUAAUGAGACAUGCAAAACACUGAGGUGAGAGACUAAACUCAAAACCCAGUUGUUCAUUUUCUUGCCUGAGAACUUUGAGUCUGACUGUAGGAGUGUGCUAGCCAGAAAGUUGACUCACUGAUGCUCUGACCCAGAGGGACCCCCCUUUUGAGUACACCUCUGUGCAAUGCUGACCUGAAUUAAUCCGGAAAGAGCUGCAUUCCUUAACACACACACAGACACACACACACAAACAUAAACACACGCAUACCUUCACCUGAGAGGGCCCUGUGAAACACUAUAUUAGUUAAUUCUGGGAUAGCACUGUAAAACAGUCUAUAUGGUAUGGCAAGGUAAUUGGUCCACUAAUUCAAAACACGUCGUGUGCUUACAAAUUACCAGCUUAAAUGGUGCGAAAAAUUGUCUAUUUUUCCAGUAAUUCGAGCUCGUUGAUCUUGAAUGGCAGCAAUUUGUUGAGUUUCGAGUCGACACUAGAGACACUGUGAGAGACUGUACACAGAGAGACAAUUUACAGAUAGACAAUUUGCUUCCCCCUUCCUAUCCCUUUUAACCCUUCUUCUGUCCUAUAAUUUUCAUCCUCAGAUAUUCCGUGGAAAUGUGGAAAACAACGCUCCCUCUGCCAACUCCUUUACCCCUCCCAUUGAGGCACAAUAUGUGCGCAUCUACCCCCAGGUCUGUAGGAGACACUGCACCCUGCGCAUGGAGCUGCUCGGCUGUGAGCUCACAGGUGGGUCUAAGUUCCAUAAAGUUCUGACCGUAACCAUUAGGGGUUCAAGCAGAAUAAUUCUUGACUAGAGGUUCCACGGGUGUCGCGCCACCUAGAUGCGGGUAGAAGUUCCCCUUCUUGGAAGAAGAACAGGACAGUUCCUGCAUUUCUCAAGAAGUACGAUAGGGGGCGCCAUUGAGUAUUGUCAAAUCUUAUUUCUUUGGAGGUAUUGUAUUGAAGGUCAUUUGCAGUUGUAGAAAGGACGGUUUCCAGAAACUAUUUUGUUUCUCCAGGCUGCUCUGAGCCCAUGGGGAUGAAGUCUGGCCACAUCCAGGACUACCAGAUCACAGCGUCCAGCCUCUUCAGAACACUCAACAUGGACAUGUUCACCUGGGAACCCAGCAAGGCCCGUCUGGACAAACAGGGCAAGGUCAAUGCCUGGACGUCUGGACGCAGUGACCAGUCCCAGUGGCUACAGGUAAGAGGCUACCCCCCUGCUUCCCAUCUAAGGAAACAUAGGAACAGGAGUUUCUCCUGGCCACAUAAUCUGACCAGGAAAAACAGAGGACUGUAG
Messenger RNA from Coregonus sp. 'balchen', 5747 nucleotides. The record is from the annotation of a GenBank genome assembly. NCBI's taxonomy places the organism in Eukaryota, Metazoa, Chordata, Actinopteri, Salmoniformes, Salmonidae.